Limulus polyphemus (Atlantic horseshoe crab) is the source of this 8239-nucleotide messenger RNA. RefSeq names its product reticulocyte-binding protein 2 homolog a-like. Gene Ontology annotation, cellular component: nucleus. NCBI's taxonomy places the organism in Eukaryota, Metazoa, Arthropoda, Merostomata, Xiphosura, Limulidae. The transcript has 15 exons. Bases 447 to 6011 code for a protein of 1854 amino acids. The record is from RefSeq and is a predicted model, not a curated record. Gene Ontology annotation, biological process: DNA-templated transcription.
AAAGUUUACGAAAAGCAUUAGUGUCUGUGAAUAAUUCUAAAAUAGGCUUACGUGUACCAAGUUACUUACCAAGUUCCAACAUCAGAUUUAUAAGUUUUAUUAUAACUGAUUGAGAAUCGUAGUAUAUUUAAAUAUUAAUAUCAAGAGCUAAAUAACAUAUACAUAUAUGUAUGUACGUGGUUCUACUUCUAGAAGAGCAAAGUAGGCUAAGCCUGAAAUAAGUUACGUCAACGGAAUAUGUCUUGCUCUCAUUCGAGUUUUGAGAGUAAUCGUAAUACUAAUAAUAAAUUAUAAUACAAUUUCAAACGUUGUCAAGUUGAGUGCAUCAGAUUAUUGAUUGGUCGAAAUUGCUGUAAACUAUGAGUGUAUCAAGAAUAAGGACAUUUCAAACACAAGGAGCUGUUUUUUCUAAAGAGCUAUAAAAAGCAAUUUUAAAAUCCAAAGCAAUGGACACAGAAAGAUCCAAAACAUUGUUACCAUGUCAAGAAAAUUCUCUUUCCCAAGCAGAGUGGGAUAUUGUUCAACUUGUCAGUGACAUGGAAUGUGAGAGAAACCAACAAGAGAGCAUUCCCUGUGAAGAGCCUGAGGCUGAGAAAGAUUCGGAUGAUUCUGUGUUAUCAGUUGAACAAGUAAAAUCUCUCCUUCAAGAGGCACUCCAUCAUCAUCUUGGUGGAGAGAAAGAUGUGAAGCUUGAUGACCUAUUAGAGAUUCUUCAUCAACAGUUAGUUACAGAUCAUGUUAAUAAGCCAGAAGACUUUGAUUCACCAAAAGAAACCAUUACUACAGACCUUCCACAUGCUCAGCCACCUGAGACAGCACAGGUUGACAAUGGUUUUGAGGAUCUGGAGCAUUUAGUUUUGCAAGAAGCAUCAAAUAAUGGAAUGUUUGAACCUAAUGAUGAUUUUGUUGUUGGAAUGGCAUCUGAAAUUUUGCAUGAUGUUGGUAAUGAACUCGAGCCAGAAGAAAUAGGCAAAGUGAUGAUAGAUCAUAGCUAUUCAAUGUUGGCAACAGAUUUCACAAAACACUUUUGGAAGUCAGACCAUAUGGAAACACAAGGAGAAGGAGAGGAGGAAGAUCUUGAUAAUGAUAGUAUUACAGAGAAGACUAGCCAUAAAAAAUCUAAACGUUCAACACCUCUACGAAGGUCACAGAGACAAAUAGAUAAAAUUGAUCGUGCUCUUGUUGAAAAAAUAAGAGCAGAAAAUGCUGAAUUACAACGACAAGAAAAAGAAGAGAUGGAGAAGCAGAAAGCUUUGGCUGAACAAGCCAGGAUGGACUGUGAUGAUAUUAGUGAUAGUAAAAAUAUCAAUAUAAGUGUCAUUCCUGUCAACUCACAGGCCUCAGAUAUUGAGCCAGUUGAUUCUAGGCAUUCAUCAGGAAAGAAGGGCAAAACUGCAAACCAGGCAAAAGAGUCAAAGAAAAAAGUUACCUCAAUCCCAAAUAAAGGCAAAAAUUCAAAGGGCAAGAAUUCCAGUUAUAAAAUGAUUCAUACAUUUGAAGAAGAAGAAAAUGUUCAAAAAUUAAAUAAAAAGUCAAAAAAUGAAAAUAAGAUUCACAGCAGUUCCAGAAAGAAAAUAUGCAGUAAGAACAAUACGGUUUUACAAUCAAAAAUAAAUAGUACGUCUAGAGUAAGCAGGAAAAAAAUUUCAGCCAAGGAUUCAAGCUUUGCUCCAAAGAAAAAAGGUAGACCUAUGAAGAAUAUAUCUAAAACAAAUAAAAACAUCGUUGCAAAAAACAAAUUGAGACAAAGAAUUUUGCUUGCAGGCAAAAAACUUCACAAAGCAAGAUCAUACACAGAAUUAAACACAGAAUUUGAUCACUUUAAAUACAAGCAAAAUAAAUCAUCAAGUAAAGAUUCACACAGUGAAGUGAAAAAAAUGCCACAGCAAAUAAAGAUUAAGCAAAGGAAAAGACUGAAAUUUAAAAGCUCUAAUGGUCACUUUAAAAAAAAGUUGUUAGAUUCUAGAGAUGAUUGGAGAAAAAGUGAAUCUUUAAGCUGCAGUAACUCUCAGUGUACUGAAUCAAGUGAAGAUGUACAGUCACAAGAACCUAAAAAGAUUAAGUUACAGAAACAAAUGAAAACUGUAAGUGAAAGAAAAAAUGAUAAUAUAAAAAAGGGGGAAGAACUCAGAAACACCUGUGAUAAUAAACAAUCAUUGUCAGUUCAUAGUUUUCAUCAGAAAGAACAAAUAUGUAAUAAUAGUAAAAGAGUAGAAGUUUGUUUAGCUUCAAAGCAGGGAAAUGGAAGCAAAAAUGGCUAUUCAGUCAAAAAUUCAGUAAAAAUGCAAACUGAUGAAAGUGAACAGAAAAAAAUUGAGAACUUGGCCAACUGUCAUAUCCAGGUGUUAUUAGAAAAAAUAGAUGUUACUCUUGCAAGUAAUAAAAGACUACAUACAGAAGUUUCUAGAGAACAAGAAUUUCAGAAAGACAAAGAAACCUAUUUCAAAGAUAAACAUCAAAAAGGAGAAAAGCUGGCUAUUCACAAAUUUAAAAAGUUUAAGAAACAUAAAGAAAUUAUUAAUGAUCAGAAAGAAGGUGAAGAUCCAGAAAACCUUGGAAAAAAGAAAAAGACAACAAAAGAUAAUGUUUGUAAACUUGAAGAGCAAGAAGAAAAACAGCUGAAAGUGAAGAAAGAAGAACAAAGCUCAUCAAAAAAUGAACAGAAAACUGAAGAAAAAGAAGAUUCAAUAAAUUUGGAUUUUAAUCAACUUCGCUUGAAUGUUAGAAGAGCCUUAAAGGAUGUCUUAACUAGCAGGCUCAAGAAUGCAGAUGAUAUUCUUCUUACAUCUGAUGAAUUGAAAAGCAUCACCCUUCAUAUAGAGAAGGAGCUUUACAAACUACACAAAGAAAAUAUUGUGAAGUAUAGGAAUGUGUAUUGUGUGUUGAUAAUCAAUUUCAAGGACCCAAAAAAUAAGAUCUUAUUUCGAAAGGUUUUAAAAGGAAUAAUACCUCCAGAUCGACUUGUAAGGAUGUCUCCUCAAGAUUUGUCUUUCAAAGAUGAUAGAAAGCGAUCUCAACAGCUUGAGUCUCCAAAAAAGCAGAUAGACCAAGGAAGUUUAUUUCUUCAGUCAUUUGGAAUGCUGAUUGAUACUACUGAUCAACAUCACUCCCACUUGUUUGAUCUUAAGUGUCAAAUUUGUACUGGUAAGAUCCCUCCUCCAAAGGAGGAAUCACCCAAUAAAAAGAAGAUUUUAAUAGGCAUGGAAGAUAGGACAAACUCAAACAUAAAAUAUCUGGCUAAGACAACUGCUGAGCCACUGCAAGAAAAAUGUUCGGCAGUUACUGGGCAAUCACAAAACACUAGUCUGAAAAACCUCGGUAAAGAUACAUGCCUAACAGACUCUGAAUAUGUUAACAAAAUAAUGUUGGAUAGUAAUGAAGCAGUAGUCAACUCAGUUAAGACUGAAUCUGUAACAUCAAACUUUCCAUCAGAUAAAAACCAAGAAAAGAAUCUUGACACAGUUGUUUUAAAUCCAGCUGUUGAAGAGAAAAGGAAAAUUGAGCAAAGAGAAACUGACAACUCUGUUUACUGUGAAAUGAAACCUGUCGAGAAAACCUCUCCAACUUUCACUACAGGGGUAAUUUUGAGAACUAUGAAGACAAUUACUACCAACAAUCAAGCCUCGGGGGGUAAAGAUUUAUCCAAUUCAGUGCCAUUGGAGACAUCUGUCACAGAAAAACAAACAUCUCACUUGAAGCUGUCAAAGACUCCUUCAUGGGGAUGGAAAGGGUUUAUAUUUAUGGAAGAAGUGGCACGGUUUGUCAACUUUGGUUACAUUGUAUCUGGCUCAAAGGACUAUGUAUCUCAGGAUAUGCCAAAUACUUUGUACGUUUGUGGUCGAAUUGCCCCUGACCAAGUGUGGAGCUACUUAGGGAAGACCAAGCCACUAGCAACUAAGGAGUUGAUUGUGGUUAGUUUCUACCCUGCUAAUAAAGAGGAAAUGGUUUCAUAUAGUGCUUUCUACCACUAUCUUUUUUCACGGAAGCGUUUGGGUGUGAUUGGACACACUUCUAAGAUGGUGAAAGAUUUUUACAUUCUCCCUUUGCCAGCAGAUCAACCAAUACCAUCAGUUUUGUUGCCAUUCAAUGGUCCUGGGUUACAGAAUCCUAGGCCUAAUCUGCUGCUUGGUUUAAUUGUAAGACAUAAGAAUCCAUUAAAAAAAAUUUCUUCGACUCCAGGAACUAUGUGCCCUUUACAACAGGUGUCAUCUCCUUCAGUUAACAUUUCUUUGAAGAAUAAUUCUGUUGAUACACCUGUUAGCAUUGUUAGGAAAUCUUCCCAUCCAAUCCCAGAAUCUUCAUCUCUUAAUAACAAACAAUGUGUAAAGAUAUCUAGUAAUGGGCCUGAAUCUCUUUGGCAGUUGGAGAAACACACAAUUUCUCAACCAGCACUUACUAAAAGUAAAACCUCUGAAAGUCUCCAGGUUAUAUCCGCCAAUGCCUCAGGAAUAAGAGACAGUGCUGAUGCUCCGUAUGAUCCAGAGGAGAAUGAUUUUUCUUACAGACAAGAGUUACGACGUCAAGUACUUCAUGAGUUUAAUGCUUCUGUUGAUGAGACUUGUAAAGUUGAAAACAUCAAAUCUGUAGAAAAUGGACAAGAAUUCAUAGCAGGUAAAUGCUUGAAUGUGGAUAUGACACCAAGCUUUGUAGCAAAACAAGAUAUUUCAAGUGAAAAGCCUUUGAAAAUCAGUAUGAAUGAAUAUGCUGAAUCUCAGCUUAAAAAGAAAACAAAAGUGGUUAGCAAAGUUAAAUCCUUACCUCUAGAGAUUUUAGAUUCAGAGCAAAACAGCAACAGUAAGACAAAAUCAAAUUCUAAUGUUGAUAAAGCUUACUCAUCUUCCUGUCCAUCUUUGUCAAAGUCACCAAAAAAAAUCACUGACUCUGUGAUUGAGGAUGAUUUAUCUUCUUGUUCAGUUAUAUUGAGUUUGCCCAAACAAGUAUUAAAUUCUACUGGUAAAAAGCUAAUUUCUAAGACAGCUUCUUCUAGUUUUAACCCAUCCAUUAGACCAGUGGCUUCUGGUUCUGGUCAGCCUAUACAAAGCUUUACCAACCAAAAUGAAAACACAGUACAUCCUAGCACUUCAUAUUCCAGCUUAUCUUCCCAGACAAACAACACAGUUACUCAAGAUGUGUUCUCAAAAUAUAGUUCCACACUUCCUCCCCAUUUACAUAAGCUUAUGGAUGCAAUUAACAAGGUAGCACAGCAGGUUUCAGAAAAAUCAGACAAUUCAGAAACUGGUGACAAACCAGCUAGAAAAACACUGCACGUUUUAAGAAAUUGGAUUGCUAAGAAAUCUCCUAAGUCUUAUACUGCACCAAAACUAAACUAUAUUCCAAAAGUACACCAUGAACAGAAGAAUGUGGACGAUCGGCCUAGAGAAAAUUCCAAGGAUCUUGAAGAGCUUGUAGUGACUAAGAAUUGUAGGACAAACUCAUUUCCAAUUCAACAUCCAGAAAGAUCUGUAAGAAUGUGUGAUGAACUACAUUCACAACAAGCAAAACAUGUCCAAGAAAUGAAAUCUUCAAACAGUAUUUAUGCAAAUAUGUGGUCACACAAUGGCCCUCUUGUUAAAACCAACAACUAUGAAAGAUUAACUUUACCAAAUAAUUCAUUAACAGGACCAUUCCAAACCAAAUCUCAGGAAGUGAUGCAAAAAAAUGGUUUUUUGAAUGAAUCACAUGUAGAAACAAAAAGUCAAGAUACCUGGUACCAACAUAAGACACCUAAAAACCAGUUCAGCAUUUCCAGGUUUCUGCACACAGAAAGAAGUAAUAGUAGCACUUCAGGAUCAGUCAGUAAUGACCAGGUCAGUCAUUCUUAUCCUUUUGACCAGUUUUACAGAAGAGAAGUGCAAUCUAGUGAUUCAUCUUCAGAAAGAACUAAGUUUCAUGUUCAGGACAGUGAUUACAGAAUAGCUUGGGAACACACUGACAGAUGGAGCCACUUUUCCAGAGAAGAACACUUGAACCCAAGAUUUAGAAGAGGGUAUAAUAACAAUAGCUACAGAUAAUCCUUAUCAGUGGAAUGCUAUCAUGAAAUACCUAGUGAAAAGUCGGGUUUUUACCUAGACAAGUUAUUAUAGUGAUGGAAUUCAGAAGAUGGAUUUAUUCUUGUGAAAGAACAGCUUGAGAUGACUUCAAUUAGGAACAUUUGGUGCAGUACAAGUACAAUAAAAGUAACAACGUAGGUAAUAUUUCACUACUACAAUUUUAUUGAGACUAUUGUUUAUGUUACUAUUGUUCUUAGGCAAAGAAAGUUACUAAAAUAUCAAUGUUGCCCGAAAAAUAAUAGUUUAUUAUUAUAUCCACUGUUUUAAUAAAUCUAAACCCUGCUUUGUAAAAUGAGAAUGCAGUGGUAAAGAAGAAAAAAAUGUGUGUGUAGAUUUUGUAUAGCACUGUUGUGUAUAGUGAAUAAAAUACACAAAAUGGAAAUCACAAGAAUUAUUUUAAUAUGCAUAAACAAAGGAAAGAUUUGACAAAGGCCUUAUAAGAAAAUUGAAUGAAAUUAGAUUCAUUUUGCUUUAUUUUAAGAGCAAAGUUUGUAAAAAAUAUAUAAAUGUAUUACAUUAUUGUUUAGAAAAGCUUCAUGCCAUGCAUUAUGAGCAAGAAUUGGUCAAAUUGAUUUUCUGUAAUCAAUUAUAUUAUUUCUUGGUAGUGUUUAAACAGAUUUCACAAGCUCCAAAGUUUUUAUAUGGUGAGUCAUAUUAACAUGUACAUAUGCUCGAAGACAAAUUAUUUUAAUUAUUUGUUAUGGUGUAACGUUUAUCAUCCAUGCUGCAAACUUUAUGAUGGUGCAUAGUUUUCUGACUGUAAAGUUAAAUUAAAUACACACAUGAAUACAUUUUUGAAUGUAUACAUUUGUCUUGCUGUUGUAAUUUAUAUUUACAGUACAUUAUUUCUAAACCGGUUUUCUGGUAUGUUAGUGUGGCUAGCAAGUAAAAUGUCAGGAUUAUUGUUAGAUCUAGUUAGCAUUUUGGGAUAAGUGAAAAACAACUAACUUGAUACUAUGUAGAUUAUGCUGAUUUAUUUUUGAGAUUUUAUUUUACUAAAUAUCGUUUGAAUUUUGCUUGAAAAUAUUUUUCACAGCACACAAAAAAGUCACAAUAAAAUUCAAGUUGAUGGAAGGCCAUUUUAUUUAUCAAGGUCAUCCUAAAUGCUGAAAUGCUGAAAAUCAAAUGCCAUCCUCCCCAAAAGUAAAUAUUCAGAUGAACUAUUCCACAAGUCAAUAAUGUAUAAGAACAAAUCUGGGUCUAGGUUUCCAAAACUUGCACCAUCUAUGUCUGGCAUUCUAAUUCUGUUAUUAACUCUUUCAUCCUAGUAAUCAAAAGGAUAUUUCUAAAAGGCAGCUUAUUUAAGCCCCUAACAAUUUGGAAAAUCUUCAUUGAUUCACCUCUGGCUAUUCUGUAGUCCAUCAUAAAAUAAUGGUAAUAUUCAAAACUUGCCCAUAGCUUAGGUUUGUCAGAUUAUAUUAUUAUUUGGAUAGUCAUUCUCUGCAUCCUUUUUAGAAGAUGCUAUCUUUUGUAUAAUGAAAACUGAACAUAACAUAUUCAAGUACAUAUGCAGGCUUCUUCAUUUUUGUUCCAUUUCAGAGUUCAGAUGUGAAUUAUUUGGCCAUACAUCAAUAUCUUUAAAGUAGUAUUAAACUGACCAUUGUCAUCUUUGUUUGUGGUGAAUUUUAAGACGAACCAUAUUUAGCUAAACACGUGUAUAUAUAGUACAUAUAUUAUGGUUAAAAAAAUAAAAAUUUUAAUGCUGCAGAGGCCUAUGACUCAUUGAAAUAAAAUGAAUUCUGUAUGCAUAUUUUUCUUAUAAAUAAGCAUAUAUAUGUAGUUUUACAUCCUUUGAUAUGCCCUUGUGACCACUUUAACAGAGGUAUGCAUAUUAUAGCAUGUGUAUUUAGUUUGUUUUUAACAAAAAAAGUCUCAAAAUUCAAGUGACAUCUAGAUGGUUUUAAUGUAAAUAUUUUUGUUGGCUACUUUGUACAGAUUGUUUAUGUUGCUGUAUUUAUUUGAUGUGUUAGAAAGUUGUAUUAAGAUUGUUUCAGAUAGUUUGCAGUCAAUCAACUUAACAUUAAUAGAGUUUAAUACUGUUUAUUAGAUGGUACAUUUUGUUUCUUUUUAAAUAGGAAACCAUAUUCUAAAUUUUUUGAUUUAUAUUUUACUUCAAGUUGUAGUCAAAAGGCAUGGUUAAGGUCUGGUAUUUGUUUUCUAUCCCUCCACACUGAAACAAAAGUAAAUAA